AUGGCAGAGCACGAGCCCACACCAGAGGAGCUGGCAGCGAUCGCAGCAGCCAAUGAUGAGAGCGACUCUUCUGUCAACUACAAACCCCCUGCCCAGAAGAGCUUGAAGGAGAUCCAGGAGCUGGACCAAGAUGACGAGAGCCUGCGCAAGUACAAGGAGGCGCUGCUGGGAAACGCGGCUGCUGUAGUCGUUGAUCCCACUGUCCCCAACGUCCAGGUGACGAAGAUGGUUCUGGUGUGCGAUACGGCUCCAAACAAUCUGGUCCUCGAUCUGACUGGGGACCUGGAAGGCUUCAGGAAGAACCCGUUUCCAAUGAAGGAGGGAGUUGAGUACAGAAUAAAGAUCUGCUUCAAGGUCAACAAAGAGAUCGUGUCAGGCCUGAAGUACAUGCAGCAAACUUUCAGGAAAGGAGUUAGAGUUGACAAGUCUGAUUACAUGGUGGGCAGCUACGGCCCCAGACCAAGCGAGGAGUACGAGUUCCUCACCACAAUGGAGGAAGCCCCAAAAGGGAUGCUGGCCCGCGGCACCUACCAUAUCAAGUCCAAGUUCACCGAUGACGACAAAAACGAUCACCUGUCUUGGGAAUGGAGCCUCGCUAUCAAGAAGGAUUGGAAGGACUGAUUUUUUUUUUAUUUUUUUUUCCCCCCCCUUCCCACACUCGCUCGCUGGUCCACCAAUGUCUUCCUCUGCUUUGUUUCCGCUUUUCUUUUUUUCUUGCCAUCAUUCCCACCUCCCCCUGGAUAUUGGAUUGUUUCAGUCUUUUGCUCUCUCCGUCCAUCAGCUUGCUCACUCCUCUCCUGCGGUUCCAUCUAUUUUCCUUUUCUUCUAAAUUCCAAUCACUUCAUCAUUCCUCCCAUAGCAACGCUGAUUGAUUUUUGUUUGCACCAGCCUUUAUUACAAGAAUGACAUCUUAAAAAAAAACCCGGAGAAAGUAAAUGGUGUUCAUUAUCCAGAUUUUUGGUUACAGUUUGUUUAUAAAAAAGGAAAGAAAAAAAAAAAAAAGCAUCUGUUAACAAGCAAAUUUGAUUUCUAUCACUUUUUUCCUUCCUUUCUUUUCUCUCUUUUUCACAUUGUUUUGUACGAUUACCACGAUCUGCCUUGGAAAGAAUUGUACAGGAAGCUAAAGUGCUGCGUGCACACGGUCGCUGUACGGUCACUGAGCAGUAAUUGCUGGACACAAAUCUUGGACACAGCCCGCCUAAAGCCUUUGAGCAGAUUAUUUGUAGUUGGGUCUUGUUAAAUUAUUUGGAAUUCAGGCCACUUCUUUUUUCCAAAUAGUCGAACAGCCAGCAAAUUCUGCUGAGAGAAGAGGGAAAGCAGUUACCUCUAACCCCCUUGCAUUCCCUCGCUUUAGCUGUGGCUGUUUUCUCUUUUUUUUUUUUUUUUUUUCCUGAUCAGGGUAUUUUGGCAGGUUUUGUUUUUGUUUUGUUUUUUAGCAGCCGUGUGGCCUUAACAAGUAAAUAAAAAAAAUAGACAGCCUAGUUGAGCCAGUUGCCUUCUUACUAUUAAAUAUUAUAUUUGCCAGACCAUCGUGUGAGCCUGUUUUAACAGAUUUUGUAUUAUAUUGACAGGGAAUCAGGACAGAGGACAUGCUAAUCUCCUUGUUUCAGGGUGUCAAUCAUAUCAGCUUUAUUCGCCAACACCUUCAUUUCAGUACUUUGUAGGUUUCUUCAAAUCUAAUAAAUGAACUCUAAAUCUAAGAGUCCGGGUUGUACUAAUGGCUUUAUGUCACCCAGUCUCCUCUUAUGUUCCUGAGGACAUCAAUUCUAGCGCGUUACCUCAGUUCCCUAUUGAGCCGAACACCGCAGAAAACUGUUAAACCGCUCACCUCGUAUUGCUCAAGUUAAAGAUUACCACUGCUGACUGUGCCUCCAGACUCUCCCGACCGGCCACGCGCCGCCUCUGCUGACUCAGCAGAGCUCAGAGUUGUCUAUAAUUGACUUAUGAACCAGAAUAGAGACGCGAGUCCUUUAACCAGACACUGAUGGUUAACACAUCCUGCCAUAUGAAAGUGUUUUUCCUUUCUUUUUUUUUUUUAAAUACACUCCAUAAGUAUCCGAGUGAAGCCCGUCAAGCUUCGUUCAGCUCUCGUGCCGUGGACUGAUGUUUUUCCUCUGUGGGUUGAGUGAGACUCGAUGUGUGCUAUUUGUAUUACCCUACAGUUUACUGAUCUGUGUUCACAUUAAAGUGUUCAGACUGGG
This is a messenger RNA of Haplochromis burtoni (Burton's mouthbrooder), 2201 nucleotides long. It is a transcript of the gene arhgdia, whose product is annotated as Rho GDP dissociation inhibitor (GDI) alpha. NCBI's taxonomy places the organism in Eukaryota, Metazoa, Chordata, Actinopteri, Cichliformes, Cichlidae. Gene Ontology annotation, molecular function: Rho GDP-dissociation inhibitor activity; protein binding. The record is from RefSeq and is a predicted model, not a curated record. Gene Ontology annotation, cellular component: membrane; cytoplasm; cytosol. The coding region runs from base 1 to 621 and encodes 206 amino acids. Gene Ontology annotation, biological process: Rho protein signal transduction. The transcript is spliced from 5 exons.